Molecule: messenger RNA, 3190 nt
Organism: Salvelinus fontinalis (brook trout)
Lineage: Eukaryota; Metazoa; Chordata; Actinopteri; Salmoniformes; Salmonidae
Product: extracellular calcium-sensing receptor-like
Exons: 8
Coding region: 7-2571 (854 amino acids)
Biological process (GO): G protein-coupled receptor signaling pathway
Cellular component (GO): membrane
Molecular function (GO): G protein-coupled receptor activity
Source: RefSeq, a predicted model, not a curated record
GUGAGGAUGUCUCUGCUGUUCUUGUGGUCUCUAUCUUCCUCCCUCACAGUCAGCCUGUCCUCCAGCCUAGCCACAGACUCAGAGUGUGCUCUGCUGAGUGGCUUUGAUCCUGGGUUCGUGGCUGAUGGUGACUUUGUCAUUGGGGGUAUUUUCCCCCUGCACUACAACCAGGAGAUGCCAGACGUCAACUACACCUACCAACCAACAGCAGUCAAGUGCAAUGGGUUUGAUCCGAGGGCUUUCCGCUGGGCUCAGACCAUGAGGCUGGCGGUGGAGGAGAUCAACCAGAGUGUGCAGCUGCUGCCCAACCACAUGCUUGGCUACAAGAUCUUUGACUCAUGUGCCUAUCCUCUGACAGGGCAGAGGGCUGCUCUGGCAAUGUUGAACGGACUGGGCCAGGCUCACAUGUGUUCUGGUGCCUCUCCUCUUCUGGCUGUUAUCGGAGAAUCCGGUUCUGCGCAGUCUAUUGUCGUAUCCAGAAUCCUGCAGCCCUUUAAAAUACCCAUGAUCAGCUACUUCUCGUCGUGCGCGUGCCUCGGUGACAGGAGGAAGUACCCCACUUUCUUCAGAGUAAUCCCCAACGAUGACUACCAGGUGAAGGCUAUGGCUCAGCUGCUGGUGCGGUAUGACUGGCGCUGGGUGGGGGUGGUACGUGGGGACCAUGAAUAUGGGCACUUCGCCCUACAAGGGCUGCUGAGGGAGCUAAAGGGGACGGGUGUGUGUGUGGCCUACCAGGAGAUGAUCCCUCUGCUCUACAAUCAGCAGAGGGCCCUGGAGAUCAUAGAGGUCAUGCGUAGCUCCACAGCCAGGGUAGUGGUGGUGUUCUCUGCCGAGGGGGAAAUGACCCCCUUCCUGAAGGACUACAUGGCACAGAACAUCACAGGCAUCCAGUGGGUGGCCAGUGAGGCCUGGGUCACUGCCUCUCUCUUCACCACCAGCGAGUACUUCCCCUACCUGGGGGGCACCAUCGGCUUUGGGAUCAGGCAGGGAAAUAUCCCAGGGCUCAGGGACUACCUGCAGACGGUGAACCCCCGCAGGUACCCCUCUAACCCCCUGGUGCAGCAGCUGUGGGAGGCUCUGUACGGCUGCUCUCCCUCUCUGUCCCCCUCCAGCCCCCUGAUGCUCCCCUGCUCAGGGCAGGAGACUCUUCUGGAGCAGCACUCAGCCUACAUGAACACCUCCAGCCCCAGAGUGGCCUAUAAUGUGUACAAGGCUGUGUACGCCAUCGCUCACUCACUGCACAACCUCCUCCACUGCCCGGCUGGGGCAGGACCCUUCCACAACCGCUCCUGCGCUCACAGCACCAACGUUCACCCCUGGCAGCUGCAGCACUAUCUACAAGAAGUUGCCUUUUACAUUUCUGGGGAGGAGGUGAACUUUGACCUGAAAGGGGAUUCCAUCCCGUACUAUGACAUCAUCAACUGGCAGAGGGGCUCGGGUGGGAACAUGGAGUUCAUCAACGUCGGCCUGUUCGACGGAGCAAAGGACUCUGGGAAGGAGUUGGUGAUCCAGGAGGAGAAGAUCGUGUGGGCGGGGCAUCAGAGCAAGCUGGUGGUCUCCGUGUGCAGUGCCAGCUGUGCUCCAGGAUCCAGGAAGGCUGUCCGUCGUGGGGAACCUCUGUGCUGCUUUGACUGUGUACCAUGUGACAGCGGCAAGAUUAGUUAUCAGACAGAUUCUAUAGACUGCACAGAAUGUCCCGAGGACUACUGGUCAAACGCUGAUGGAACAAUGUGCAUCCCCAAAGUGGUGGAGUUCCUUUCCCAUGAUGCAAUGGGGAUAGCCCUGACGGUGAUCGCUGUAGUGGGCGCCUGUCUGACCGUGUUCGUCCUGGCAGUCUUCCUCCAUCACAGGACCACUCCCAUCGUCCGCGUCAACAACUCUGAGCUGAGUUUCUUUAUCCUUCUCUCCCUGAUUCUGUGCUUCCUGUGUGCGCUGAUGUUCAUCGGGGAGCCCACCUCCUGGUCCUGCAUGCUGCGCCACACUGCCUUCAGCAUCACCUUCUCCCUCUGCAUCUCCUGCAUCCUGGGCAAGACUCUGGUGGUCCUGGCAGCCUUCACUGCCGCCAGGCCUGGGAACAACAUUAUGAAGUGGCUGGGGCCCAAACAGCAGAGGGUCAUCAUAUUCUCCUGCACCCUGGUUCAGGUGCUGAUCUGUGCUGCCUGGCUCAUGGCUGCCCCUCCCUACCCCUCCAGAAAUAUCCAGGACCAACGCUCUAAAAUCAUUCUGGAGUGCAGUGUGGGCUCCCAACUGGCCUUCUGGUGCGUUCUGGGAUACAUUGGCCUCUUGGCCUGUCUGUGCUUCAUCCUGGCAUUUCUGGCCCGGAAACUGCCAGGCAACUUUAAUGAGGCCAAGUUCAUCACCUUCAGCAUGCUGAUCUUCUGUGCCGUGUGGAUCUCCUUCAUCCCUGCCUACGUCAGCUCUCCUGGGAAGUACACAGUAGCUGUAGAGAUCUUUGCCAUCCUGGCCUCCAGCUUUGGGCUGCUGUUCUGUCUGUUUGCUCCAAAGUGUUACAUCAUCCUCCUGAAGCCAGAGAAGAACACUAAACAACAUCUCAUGGGAAAUAAAAAGUAGUGAAUGAGUAAUACAAAAUGUAUUUUUCUUGAUGUGCUUUUGUUACUUAAAAUGUAUAGUUUAUCCCAUAUAGGCCACAAUCUACACUGAGUAUACAAAACAUUAACAACACCUGAUCUUUCCAUGACAUAGACUAACCAGCUGAAUCCAGGUAAAAGCUAAGAUCCCGUAUUGUUGUCACUUGAUACAUCUACUUCAAUCAGUGUAGAUGAAGGAGAGGAGACAGGUUAAAACUUAUUAUGGCUGCAAUCCCAAAUUCAAACAACAGAAAUCUCAUAAUUAAAAUUCCUCAAACAUACAUGUAUUUUAUACCAUUUUAAAGGUAAUUUUGUUGUUAAUUCCACCAAAGUGUCCGAUUUCAAAUAGGCUUUUUAGCGAAACACCACAAACGAUUAUGUUAGGUCACCACCAACUCACAGAAAAUUUCAGCCAAAGAGAGGAGAUGAUUGAUGAUCUUCAUCAGAUGACACUCACUUGACUUCAUGUUACACAAUACAUAUAUGUCUUGUUCGAUUUAAGUUCAUAUUUAUAUCCAAAAACCUCAGUUUACAUUGGCGCCAUGUUCAGAAAUGCCUCCAAAAUAUCCGGAGAAAUUGCAGAGAUCCAUGUCAAAUAACAG